Messenger RNA from Oppiella nova, 525 nucleotides. The record is from the annotation of a GenBank genome assembly. NCBI's taxonomy places the organism in Eukaryota, Metazoa, Arthropoda, Arachnida, Sarcoptiformes, Oppiidae.
UUUGGUUCAAUACUGUGUUUAAUAGGCUUCACAUUCAUAGGACCUCUCGAUUUCAUACCAAUAGAACCUGAGUUGUGGAUAAUAAUCGUCUCAUUGGUAUUCAUUGGUUUGGGAAUCGCCUCAAAACUGGUCACCGCUUUCAUCAGUGCUUUACACGACUCCAUCCAUAGGCGAGGCUUUGCCGACGAUAUAUCGACCUAUGGUUUGGUGUCCGCGAUGUUCUUCUGCGCCUGUAGUGUCGGUGCGUUCAUCGGUCCCUCUUUGGGUGGAUUUCUUUUGGACAGAAUUGGUUACAGAAAAGCAAUUCUUGUCAUUCUUAUCGUCGAUAUUCUUAUGGUUUUCCUUCAUGUGUUUCAUCUAAUCGUACGAAGAGUUCAGAGCUCCAGAAGUGAUGAAUUGCGACCACUUUUAACACAAAACUCUUAAGCGUUUUAAUACAUAAUAUUUUAUGACUUUUAUGUGUAUUUAAUGGUUUUUGUGAUAUUUUCGUAUGAAUUAUACAAUAAACUUAUUUUAUUUAACAAA